GUGACGGUGGUGUGAACGUUUGUGCAAGACUGUGCCGUGAUAACUGCUAUUAAUAGUGCUCGGUGAUAAGCAAAAUCCUGCAACCAAGUAGCCCUCGUGUUGGGGGCCCCCGAUUUGUGGUCUUCAGUGACUGUGUGUUGGAUAAAAAAAACGAUGGUGCCAAGUGUGAAAAAGUGCAUCUGCAUCGCGUUGUUUGUGCUGGUGUCGACUGCAUCCGGACAGGUGGCCGAACAAGGUGAGCGAGCUGCCGGGUGGGCACCCACGUGGGCGGAUACGCUCAAAAAGGAUCUGCUGAAGGGAUACGAUCCAUCGAUACGUCCAUCGCAACACUACAAUGUAACGACCGUCGAGACGGGCAUCACUAUUACGCACGUGGAGAUAAAUGAAAUCAAAUCAACGCUUUCGGUGUACGGAUGGAUGAAGUUUAACUGGAAUGAUCCUAAGCUGACGUGGAAUCCCGCGAACUACGGGAAUCUGAACGUGGUCCGUUGGGAUCCUACGAUCGUAUGGAGACCGGAUGUGGUGCUGUACAACAAUGCGGGUGGAUCGGAUCAGCAUCAUUAUGGCGACACCAAUGCGCUGGUGUACAGUGAGGGAAAAGUUCUGUGGGUUCCACCGACCGAGUACCAUGCGUUCUGUGAGCUCAACAUGCGCCUGUGGCCUUUCGAUUAUCAGAAAUGUUUCGUCAAGGUCGGAUCCUGGACGUUCGAUGGGUACAUGCUGAAUCUGACCAUUGGUAGUGAACCGCAGAUCGAGACACUGGUCAGUAACUCUGAGUGGAAAAUUGUCAAGAUAGGCGUGGAGAGGAACACCAAAUUCUACCCGUGCUGUACGGAACCGUACGUCGACAUUACGUACAACAUCACGCUGCAACGUCAAUCCGAUACGCAUCGUGCCAUCGUGAUCAUACCGGCGCUAGUGAUCAUCAUACUGGCGCUCUCCGUUUUUUGGUUACCGUUGGAAUCGGGCGAACGGAUUAUCACCAACGGCAUCAUUGCGCUGAUGAUUACGAUCUACCUGGUUUAUUUCGCCCAACAGCUUCCGGCAAUUUCGGGCCAUACGCCACUGAUUGUGAUCUUCUUCAGCAACACGCUACUGUUGACCGCGUUCAGCACCAUCAUCAGUGUAAUUGUGCUGAACGUUGCGAAGGGGAAGCACCAGCGAAGUCUGCCGAAUGUGCUGAAACGUUUGGCCGGAUGUGUCGGACCGUUCGUGGGCGUAGGGAAGAAGCACUUUAGCUUUAGCGACAAGGGUAACGUGACCAUCGAGAGCAGCAUCGAUCACGAGUGGAGCAAAUUCGGGCUGGUGUUGAACCGCUUGUCGUUCAUUGUAUAUUGUAUCAUUUUCGUCAUUUGCGCAUUCUAUAGCUUCUAAUUGUGCGACUUUUGCUCGACAGAAGAUCAACAAAUAAUUCGUUUUCAAUGUAACAGUAUAAUCAUGAUUAAUAAACUGGAAAGGCAAAGCUAA
Molecule: messenger RNA, 1467 nt
Organism: Anopheles moucheti
Lineage: Eukaryota; Metazoa; Arthropoda; Insecta; Diptera; Culicidae
Product: acetylcholine receptor subunit alpha-like 1
Exons: 5
Coding region: 154-1374 (406 amino acids)
Biological process (GO): signal transduction; monoatomic ion transmembrane transport; regulation of membrane potential
Cellular component (GO): membrane; neuron projection; synapse
Molecular function (GO): transmembrane signaling receptor activity; extracellular ligand-gated monoatomic ion channel activity; neurotransmitter receptor activity
Source: RefSeq, a predicted model, not a curated record